UUAAAAUAGUCGUAGAAGCCAAGCCCAGGAGAUCCAACAAGGCAACUCCCCCCACCCCCUCCGUCCUCUUCCUCCCUCCCUCCCUCCCUGCUGCCGCUCCACUCCGCUCCCCGGCUGGGCCACCCCGCGCUCGGCUCGCCCCUCGAAGCGAGCUCCCGUGGGGCCCGGCGCCGGCACGCCACCUCGGCCGCCGCGGCAGGAGGAGGAGGAGGGUACGAGCCAGCCGUCGCCGUCGCCGUCGCCGCGUGUGGUAGGUGAGAGGUCGCUGUCGUUCGCCGUCCCGUCCCGCCCGCCUGCGCCCAGCCAGGAUUCUUCGACCACGCGCCGCGUAGGAUCGCCUCAGGUUGGAGUGGCUGGAUUUGGCAGGAUAACUCUGCAACACGGGGGGGGGGGGGGGGGGGGGUGUUGUUUGGUGUGCUGUGAGAGCAUGCCAUGGACUAGAAGUGAGGGGUUAGGGUUUGGUGUGUGGUAGCGGCUCCUGUUUCGGCUGAAGGGGCAGGGAUCGCCUUUUGCCGUUUCUUCCUGGGAGGAUCUGAAUCUCGUAUCCGUGUUGAUUCGGUGGGUGGCGUCAGCUGUUCUGUUCUAGGUGGUAGUAUGAUGAAGCAGAUAUUUGGGCGGCGCAAGGCGUCCAAAACCGCAGAUAAGGAGUCUGUUGGCGGGAGGAGGCAUGCGGUGUUGAACCAGCACUCGGGUUCUGGAGUUGCCGACCUGAGUGGCCAGCAGCAAAUUUUGUCGGGUACUGGGCAUGCCUAUGGGAGCGGAAACCGUGUGGGGUUCCAGGAGUCGAGGAUAAAUGAUGCUUUCUUCUCUUCUUACUUCCGACCGUUGCCGAGCAUUAAGGAUGUGCCAAAUACGGAGAAACAGAACCUGCUCAUCGUAAAGUUGAACAUGUGCUGCACCCUGUUUGACUUUUCGGACCCGACAAAGAACAUAAAGGAGAAGAAGAUAAAGGUGGAAACAUUGAUGGAGAUACUCGAUUAUGUCAAAACAGCCAACACAAAGUUCCCUGAGAUUGUUGUGGAGGGAAUCACAAAAAUGAUUUCAGCAAACUUGUUCAGGACACUGGUUAUCCCGCCCAGGGAGAAAAAGGUGCUUCAAGCUUUUGAUUUAGAAGAGGAUGAACCAUUGAUGGACCCUGCAUGGCCACACUUGCAUAUUGUGUAUGAGCUGCUCUUGAAUUUUGUUCAAUCUGCAGAAACUGAUGCUAAAUUGGCUAAACGAUAUGUUGACCAUUCCUUUAUUCUAAGGAUGCUUGAGCUCUUUGAUUCUGAGGACCAUAGGGAGAGGGAAUACCUUAAGAUGUUAGUUCACCGUAUCUAUGGGAAGUUCAUGGUGUAUCGGCCAUUUAUCCGGAAGGCUAUCAAUAAUGUAUUCUACCAGUUCAUAUAUGAAACUGAAAAGCAUAAUGGAAUAGCAGAGCUCUUGGAAAUUUUAGGAAGCAUCAUCAAUGGAUUUGCCUUGCCACUCAAGGAAGAGCACAAACUGUUCCUUGUAAGGACCUUAAUUCCACUUCACAAGGCAAGGUGUAUUUCAAUGUACCACCGGCAGCUGUCUUACUGCAUUACACAGUUUGUUGAAAAAGAUGGCAAGCUUGCGGAUACUAUUAUUAGGGGCAUCAUAAAAUAUUGGCCUGUCACAAACAGCCCAAAAGAAGUACUCUUCUUGGGCGAGUUGGAAGAGAUACUAGAAGCAACACAACCUAGUGAGUUUCAAAAAUGUAUGGUUCCUGUUUUCUGCCAAGUUGCUCGCUGCUUUAACAGCUCUCACUUCCAGGUUGCUGAGAGAGCAUUGUUUUUGUGGAACAAUGAUCGCGUGGAGAGUUUGAUUAGGCAAAACAGUAAAGUGAUCCUUCCUAUCAUCUUACCUGCCUUGGAGAAAAAUAUAAACGGGCACUGGAACCCAGCCGUGCAAAGCCUCAGUAUGAAUGUGCAAAAAUUGUUCUCCGAUCGUGAGCCUGAGCUGUUUGCUGAAUGUGUGCUGAAAUAUGAGGAAGACAAAGUCAGAGAGGAGGAGCUUAAGCUGAAGCAGGCGGCGGCAUGGAAACGUCUAGAUGAGAUUGCAUCCUCCAAAGUCACAAGUGGCGAGGCUGUCCUUGUCUCUCCAACCUUGCCCCGCCAACCUUCAGGCUUGUAGGAACUUUCAAAGGAUCCUUGCAGAGUCAUCCAGCAUUGUACAGGAUUGGGUUGUAGAUAGGGAAAAAAAGGGGUAUAUGAAGCCGCCAAGGCUGGUGUGCGAAACAGAGGGAAAAGAGAUAUUGGAAGCCAAUUGUGCAUCAGUUCUGUAAAUCACAUGCCAUGGCUUCUCUUGGCAUUCUGGUGGUUCAGUCUCUUUUGUAGUUUGUCGGAGAAUUUUUUUUUUCCGGUAUAAAAUCGGUUAAAGGGGAGCUGGUACAUGCCU
This is a messenger RNA of Panicum virgatum (switchgrass), 2397 nucleotides long. RefSeq names its product serine/threonine protein phosphatase 2A 57 kDa regulatory subunit B' theta isoform-like. Gene Ontology annotation, molecular function: protein phosphatase regulator activity. Gene Ontology annotation, cellular component: protein phosphatase type 2A complex. The record is from RefSeq and is a predicted model, not a curated record. The transcript has 5 exons. NCBI's taxonomy places the organism in Eukaryota, Viridiplantae, Streptophyta, Magnoliopsida, Poales, Poaceae. The coding region runs from base 595 to 2133 and encodes 512 amino acids. Gene Ontology annotation, biological process: signal transduction.